This is a messenger RNA of Manis javanica (Malayan pangolin), 5643 nucleotides long. RefSeq names its product zinc finger protein 283 (gene ZNF283). Gene Ontology annotation, cellular component: nucleus. The record is from RefSeq and is a predicted model, not a curated record. Gene Ontology annotation, molecular function: DNA-binding transcription activator activity, RNA polymerase II-specific; RNA polymerase II cis-regulatory region sequence-specific DNA binding. NCBI's taxonomy places the organism in Eukaryota, Metazoa, Chordata, Mammalia, Pholidota, Manidae. Gene Ontology annotation, biological process: regulation of transcription by RNA polymerase II.
UUUGCCUGAGGAGAGCUGUUUGACGGCCGGGCUCCCAGCCUGAGAGGAUUUUCCGGUUGUUAUUACCCACAAGCUCCUGGGUUCAAACUAACCUCGGGUUCUGGGUCCCUUUCCGGUGUCCUCAAGGCUAUAAGACUCUGUGCGGUGAGCUGGUCGCGCCGGGCGCGCGUGGGGGGUCUCGGCGGUGUCACCGGAGUCGGCGCCGAACUGGCAAUGAGCGUGGGGGUGUCCCCGGGAGGCGCUCGAGGUGAGGAGGCCCCGGUCGCGGACUGAGCGUGUCGUGUCCCGAGCCUCAAGCCUGUGUGUGCGCUAGUGGCUAAGGACGGCGUGACAGACGGCGUGACAGCACCGGCUCUGGCUUCUCUGAAUUCUAUGCUUCACCAAUAGAGGAACCCCAUGGAGCAUUAAUUAGUUCUUGCAAUUGUAGAACCAUGACUGAUGGGUUGGUGACCUUCGGGGACGUGGCCGUCGACUUCUCCCAGGAGGAGUGGGAGUGCCUGGACCCUGCCCAGAGGGACCUGUACAUGGAUGUGAUGUUGGAGAACUACAGUCACUUGGUCUCACUGGAUUUGGAGUCAACAUCUGAGACCAACAAUACCUUUUCAGAAAAGGACAUUUUUGAAAUAAAUUUUUCCCACUGGGAGAUAAAGGAAAGAAGUAAACCUUUUGGCCUUCAGGCAUCCAUUUUCAAAAAUAAUUCUAAGUGCAAAAGCAAAUUCAAGGGACUACAGGGACAUCAAGAGGGAUACUUUAGUCAAAUGAUAAUCAGCUAUGAAAAAAUGCCCACUUGUAGAAAAGGCAAAUCUCUUACUGUACAUCAAAGAAUUUAUAAUAGAGAGAAACCCUAUGUUUGUAAGAAAUGUGGGAAGGUUUGUAGUCAUGGCUCAAAACUCAUUCAACAUGAGAGAACUCAUACAGCUGAAAAACACUUUGAAUGUAAAGAAUGUGGGAAGGACUUUUUUAGUGCGUAUCAACUCACUGUGCAUCAGAGAAUCCAUACUGGUGAGAAACCCUAUGAGUGUAAAGAAUGUGGGAAGGCCUUUAGUCGUGGCUAUCAACUUACUCAACAUCAGAAAAUUCAUAUUGGUGUAAAGUCUUAUGAAUGUAAAGAAUGUGGGAAAGCCUUUUUUGGGGGCUCAAGCCUUGCCAAACAUAAGGUAAUUCAUACAGGUGAGAAACCCUAUAACUGUAAAGAAUGUGGGAAGGCCUUCAGUCGUGGCUAUCAACUUACUCAGCAUCAGAAAAUCCAUACUGGUAAGAAACCCUAUGAAUGUAAAGUGUGUGGAAAGACUUUUUGUUGGGGCUAUCAGCUUACUCGGCAUCAGAUAAUUCAUACUGGUGAGAAACCCUACACAUGUAAGGAAUGUGGAAAGACCUUUAAUUGUGGCUCAGGUCUUGUUCAGCAUGAGAGAAACCAUACUGGUGAGAAGCCCUAUGAGUGUAAAGAAUGUGGGAAGGCCUUUAGUCGUGGCUAUUACCUUUCUCAACAUCAGAAAAUCCAUACUGGUGAGAAACGUUUUGAAUGUAAAGAAUGUGGGAAGGCCUUCAGUUGGAGUUCAACCCUUGUUCAACAUGAAAGAGUCCAUACUGGUGAGAAAUCCCAUGAAUGUAAAGAAUGUGGGAAGGCCUUUGGCAGUAGGUACCAACUUACUCGACAUCAAAUAUUUCAUACUGAUGAGAAACCCUACAAAUGUAAGGAAUGUGGGAAGGCCUUUAAUUGUGGCUCAAAUCUUGUUCAACACAAGAGAAUCCAUACUGGUGAAAAACCCUAUGAAUGUAAAGAAUGUGGGAAGGCCUUCAGUCGUGGCUAUAACCUAACUCAACAUCAGAAAAUUCAUAGUGGUGAGAAAUCUUUUAAAUGUAAGGAAUGUGGGAAGGCCUUUAUCCGGGGUUCAAACCUUGUUAAACAUGAGAGAGUCCAUACUGGUGAGAAAUCCUUUGAAUGUAAAGAAUGUGGGAAGUUCUUUCGUAGCGGCUACCAACUUAGUGUUCAUCAGAGAUUGCAUACCGGUGAGAAACCGUAUCAAUGUAAGGAGUACGGGAAGGCCUUUACUCAGGGCUCAAGCCUUUUUCAACAUGGGACAACUCAUAAUCAUGACAAAUCCUACAAAUAUGAAGAAUGUGGGGAAGCCUUUAUAUGGACAACUUACUCAAAUGAGACUAUUGAUCCUGGUGAAACUUUACAUUGAAGAGACAUCAACAUUCUUUUGUGUAUGGACAACUUACUGAACACGAGAAGAAAUCCAUUGAGAAACCUAAUGAAUGUAGGAAAUGUGUGAAAGAACAUCAAUUUAUACUGAUGUGAAACUGUUUUAAUGUAAGGAAUAUAUGAAGUUCUUUAUUCAUGGCACAAAGUCUGAUAAUUUUGGAGGAUUCAUACUCAUUAAAAACACUAGGGAAUAUGGGAAGAACUUAAUUCAGUUCUUGCUCUGCACAUCAGAGAAUUCAUACUGCUGUGACAUCCUAUGACUGAAAGGAAUGUGGGCUUAUAGAUGUGAUAAACAUCUUAGAGUACAUCAUAGAAUACAUCCAAAUGAAAAACCUUUGAAUUAGAAUGUAAGCAAGUCUUUAGACAAGUGCUAUUAAGACUUAGAAGACUAGAGCUAGUCCACAAAAUUGUUACCUGCCCAUCAUGAGAUAAAUGCAGAACAUGAAAGAUGUUUGAAGUUUUUUAUAGCAGUUUGAUAUUGCCAUAACAUUACCCUUGUAUUUUACAAAAAUAUCAGUUCAUGAAUGCUUGGAAAUUAAUAACAAAAAGUUUGCCCUUCCCCAGAAAUACUUUGAGAGACAACAUUCCCAUUUUUUAAAAUAUAUGAGACAAGUAACAAUAUGAUUUAAUUAAAAGAAAUCCCUCACUGUCACCUCUCUGAUUAGAAUGUCAGGAUAUUCAUACUAUAGGAAGAUUUGGCUAAUGUGGGAAUCAGAGCUUCCUUAAUGCCCAUAAAAACAUAAAAGAAUUUAUGCCAAAUACAUUCAUUUAGUAAAUGCAGAGAAGCCUUACAACACUACCCAAUCUUUUACACUUAAGCAAAGUCAUCCUAAAGAAUAACCCUGUUAAUGUAACAAAUAUAGGAAACAACAAAUGGCACAAACUAAUGUCAUCACCACCCCACCCCCUUACUACCUGUGAAGUAAUGGGCAAAAUGUUUGUCCCUUCUGGGUAUCAUCUUUAAAAUGCUGGUGAUGAGAAACUGUCUGAUUGUGCCGUUGUAAUGACCAGAUGGGCUUAGAAUGCCCCAGACCCGUGGAAGAGUAUCUCGUGUGUAGCCUGUGUUGGACCCAUACUAGCUCUUCUUAUCCUCAGCAUUAGUAUUACCAUUGGUGAAUUCUUAGGAGAUGAAUGCCCUUAGAAUAAUGGAUUUAGAAUAGCUUCCCAUAACCGCUUAACCAUUUGAAUUCAGAUAUUUCUAGAUAAAAUCUUAUUGAAGAAUCAGGGAGGGGGAAGCAAUUUGUCUAUAAUGAAUUCCAACACACAGGUAGCCAGUAAUUAAAAUUCUUCAUUCACAUUUCACAAUAUAAUAGAAAUUAAAGAUAGAACACAAAAAGAAACAUCCAUUUAGGAAUUCUUUCUCAAAUCUGUAUUAGGACUAUUUUCAGAUAUUAAGAAAAGUUUAGAGAAUAGUAUCAUGAAUAUCAUAUACUUUCUGUAUAGAAUCAACUGUUAACAUUUGGCCAUAUUUGCUUUCUCUUUCAAUUUAUAUGUAUAUGUAUAUUCAUCUACCAUUUGAGUUAUGUAGAAAUCAUGAUACUUAAUUUCUGAACAUAUUAGUAUGUAUCUUCUAAGACUAAGAACAGUCUUAUUCUUUAAUAUUAUGAUCACAUGAGAAAAUUAUCACUGAUUCUGUAAUACUUUUAUAUUCACUUCAUAUUUCCCAGUGUUCUCAAGAAUUUAUCCUAAUGCUAUUUAAUUUCUAAUGAGUAUCUUUCUAUAUUCAUGCAUGGCAUUGGGCUGUCAUGUGCCUAGAUUUUAGUCGAGUAGACUUUUUGAAGAGUUCAGGAAAGCUGUUUUAUAGAAUAUCAUACAUUCUAGAUUUGUUUCUUCCUUCAUGGUGAAAUUUGUGCCUGUAUCCUUUGUAUCUCUCAUAAAAUCAAAUUAGAGCCAGCAGCUUUAACAUUUUUGGCCAGAACACUUCAUAGGCGAUGUGCUUUAUAUCCAACACUUCAGAAGCACAUAAUGCCCACUUUCCAGUUGUCAUCAAUACUAAGUUCAAUCACCUGAUUAAGAUGGUGACUAAGAGUUCUCCAGUACAAAUAUCCAUCACACAACUAGUAGGAUCGGUGCGCCUUGGGCAACUACUUUUGGAAAGGUAUGAUCAUAUGUACAUAGAGGCUCUGAAUUAAAAGAGGAAAUUGAAAUAACUAUGGAUAUUUUUCAGAAAAGAAUGAUAAUAAAAUGUGUAUCGGAACUCAUAGGAUGUGCCUAAAGCUGUACUCAGUGAAAAAGUAAUAUCCUUUAAUGUGUCUUGGAAGAAACCAAGACGCAUCUGGCCCAGAUGGAGGGCUGGGACGUUUUUCCCAGUAUUUAGAUGGUUCUUGUCACAUGGAGCUAAGAAGCUAGGAAAAUAAACCCUAAGCCAAUACAGAGAAGCAGUUGAUACAACUAAAAUUGAGAUUACUGAUUAGGAAAACAGUAGUCUUCAGUCAGUAUUUUUCUCCGAAAAGUCCAUUAACUUCAACUAGACUUUGGUAAACCUGAACAAGGAAAAGUCAAGAAAGAAGGCAAUAUGCACAUUAAUAAGAAAGGAGACAAAUAAAUACGGAAAGUUUUAAAUUUUAAGGUAAUAGAAUAUAUUUAAACCUAUUUGGGCCACUAAAAAAUGGAAAACAAAACUUCGGUCCACAGUCCCCCUUUUAGAAACAACAUUAGGAAACUGUUAGCUCCUUAUGUAAAAACUCAAAGGUGAAAACAAAAACUAAAAAUUGUACUAGCUCCCCUUACCUGGAUAAUGUAAAUCUAGCUGCAAAACUGAGUAGAAAUUGCUUCUAAAAGCAAAAGUUGGAUGAAUUGAAUAAGUGCAAAAAUCUAUAAUAUCAGCAAACAAUUCAAAGGUUAAGUUGUAUGAGUUGUGUAAAAAAAAAAAAUUUGUAUGGAAUAUCUGGACCCAAAGUUCUCUAGUUUAGAUAUUAAUAUAGGCUGACCAAAAAAAGUAUCAGCACAAAUAUAACUCAUAAGUUUAUCUUAGAUUUACAUCACUUUAAAGUAUGAAUCACUCAUGAUUUAAUCAAUUCUAAAAAUAUUUGGAAAGCAGAACACAUCUUAAAAUUGGUGGCUUCUCAAUUAGGUAACCAGGUCACUGUCAUGACAGUACUAGCAUCAAAGCAUAUUAGUUAUGAUGAAAUAAGUGUAUGUUUAUAUACUCACCAAGUUAGAAGUCAACCCUUUAAAAAUUAUUCAUUUCCAAAAAUGUAAGUUCCAUCAAAAUUAAUGCAUUGACAAAUGUUUGUGAUUCAUCUUGCUCAUUUUUAAUCUGCACCUUACCUCUAUGUACAUUUUGUGUACAUAGGCCAUCAACUAUAUCACCGUUCAAUCAUUCACCAUCUGUUGUUGAUUGACAGCUUUGUUCCAUACAAUUGCAAAUAUAAUAAAAUGUGACACAAAGCAGAAUACUUUGUUUUAAUAGAAUAAACCAUUGCUAAUCAGUA